Molecule: messenger RNA, 1353 nt
Organism: Symbiodinium sp. CCMP2592
Lineage: Eukaryota; Dinophyceae; Suessiales; Symbiodiniaceae
Source: the annotation of a GenBank genome assembly
AUGGCUUUGAUGAGGGCCAGCUUGGGCCGACGCGAGGUUUUCUUCCGGAAGUCCGAUGGCUCAGUUUUGUCUGGUCCUUUGCAUUCGUACUGGCGACAAGACACUCGCCGGUGCUCGCCGGUCUUGAAGACUACGGAUCUGCGCUCAGCUUAUAAACAGUUUGCUAUCCGGCCUGAACACCAUCGGAUGUGCGUGGUGACCUUGAAGGAUCCAGCUGACGGCUUGACAAAGGGGUUCAUCUGCCGCGUGUUGCCGUUCGGGGCUUUGGCUUCGGUCGGGCAGUUCAACAGGUUCUCGAGGCUGUGGCAAAGGAUUCUCUGGGAGCUGAAGCUCGCUGCGGCGAGCUAUUUCGACGAUUUUCCGUCGGUGGAGGUCAGGGCCCUUGCCGAGAACCAUGACUCCUCCGUGAAGGCAGCGUUGCGACUUUUUGGAGUUGACUGGGCGAGCGACAAGGACCUUCCCUUCUCACAGACGGCCGACGUCUUGGGCGUCCGACUGGAUGCGACUGACACGGAGGGCGGAGUGCUGAGGGUCAAAAACAAGCCUGAGAGAUCCAAGGAGAUUGCCUCUUCGAUCGACAAGAUCCUUGCGGAUGGCUGUAUUGAUCCAAAGCAGAUCCCUUCUUUGUUUGGCCGGAUACAGUUUUCGGAAAGUCAGUUGAUGGGCCGACAGGGGCGCUUGGCUCUGGCUCAGAUUCGCUGGCUUUCGAGUGCUCGUCACCGUCACGUGCUAUCUUCUUUGGAUGCUACUGUCUUCAGAAGCUUGAGGGAGAGGAUGCUUGAGGGCCGGCCGCGCGAGCUCCAGGCUCUUCCCGUUGGUGGCCUGACUCUCGUCUUCACUGAUGGUGCAUGCGACAAGCUGGGCGACAAGUUUAGCUGCUCGAUCGGAGGUGUCAUGUAUCGGGUGCUUCCAACUGGUUCCUAUGAGACGAGGGCGUUCGGGUGCUACUUGGACGAAUCGAUCGUCGAGCAAUGGGCGGGACUGGGCAAGAGACACUUGAUAGGUCCCACCGAGCUUUUCGCGGUGGUGGCGGCCCGACAUGUCUGGAAAGAUUUUCUGAAUGAUCAGAGGGUCGUCUUUUACGUGGACCACAGUGGAGUUUUGUCGGCGAUGAUCAAAGGGUCUUCACGUGAUGAUCUCUGGAGGAGCAUUUUGCUUCACUACGAGUGUGCCGACUCGCUGGGGCCGGCGAUCUCGUGGUUCGCUCGAGUCCCAAGCAAGUCGAACCCAAGCGAUGGGCCUUCGAGGUCCGACUGGAGGUUCCCUGUGUUAGGCGAGUACUUUGAAGAUCGGAUUGUGUGCUUCAUCAGCGGCAGAGUUCUCAAAGUCACGGGGCAAAGAGUGCAGGGGUGA